Amphiprion ocellaris (clown anemonefish) is the source of this 4141-nucleotide messenger RNA. Its product is annotated as voltage-dependent T-type calcium channel subunit alpha-1H-like. The transcript has 31 exons. NCBI's taxonomy places the organism in Eukaryota, Metazoa, Chordata, Actinopteri, Pomacentridae. Gene Ontology annotation, biological process: sodium ion transmembrane transport; membrane depolarization during action potential; neuronal action potential. The record is from RefSeq and is a predicted model, not a curated record. Gene Ontology annotation, molecular function: voltage-gated sodium channel activity; low voltage-gated calcium channel activity. Bases 21 to 3866 code for a protein of 1281 amino acids. Gene Ontology annotation, cellular component: voltage-gated calcium channel complex; neuron projection; plasma membrane.
UGAAUUAUGUGUCCGCACUGAUGUCCCUGCUCGCUUGUGUGAUUCAGGGCAUGUAUGAGCCCUGUGCAGCGAGCAGCUCCAUCCGACAGGCUUUGGAUGUUUUUACCUUUUCCUACUUUGUGGUGGAAAUCCUUAGCAAGACGGUCGCCCUGGGACUCUUUGGCUCCAGUGGAAGUGUCCUCACCAACCACUGGAACACAUUUGACAUCUUUAUCAUCUUUGCAGAGAUUGUGGACUAUAUUCUGAUUGACUUUGGGGUCAACAUUGAAAUAACUCAUGCUAUCAAACCAAUGCGAGUAAUCAGCAGAGUACCAGCACUGAAAGAUUUGGUGUCAGUACUCUUGGACAUCCUGCCAAUGCUUGGAAAUGUUCUCAUCCUCUACGCAUUUGUCAUCCACAUCUUUGCUGUUGUUGGAGUCCAGCUGUGGGCAGGGCAGCUGCUUAACCGCUGCUUCUUGGGAGAAGACAUUAGAACAAAGUACAAUGUAUCCCUAAGCCCAUACUUCAAGUACAUCUCUAGUGAAAAAGUUCCAUUUAUCUGUUCGCCUGACGCAAGCAGUGGAGUGAGGCACUGCAUAGAUAUACCACCUUACCGUGUCAAUGGGACAACCUGCACACUGACUGCUCCAAAUGAGUCAGUCGAUGCAAACUCUUGUAUAAACUGGAAUGUGUACUACAAUGUCUGCCAGCCAGGGAACCAAAACCCAAACGUGGGAGCGAUCAAUUUCGACAACAUCGGCUAUGCCUGGAUAACGAUUUUCCAGGUUGUCACUCUUGAAGGAUGGACAGAUAUCAUGCAUUUUUUCAUGGAUUCUUAUUCCUUCUGGAGUUUUGUAUAUUUUAUACUUGUCACCAUUAUGGGCUCCACUAUCAUCAUGAAUGUGUGUGCAGUCGUCAUUGCCACCCACUUCUCAGAGACCAUGGAAAGAGACACAGUAGAGCAUCAUGCUGGUUCUGUGUCGGUCAAAAGCCUCUGUUCCACGUUCACCUCUUGGCUGAGAAGAAUCUUCCACAUCAGCAGGGUGCACCUCAGUGACAGCACGGUAGAGAGAAAUGGCCCACUGGUUCAGGCCUGGAUCCCUCUCCAGAGAAAACUGAAAGUGAUUAUUGACAGCAGCCACUUCAACCGAUUCAUCAUGGCUGCCAUUUUUCUCAAUGUUUUCGCCAUGGCCAUAGAGCAUCAUGGCCAGCCUGAAGAGUUGACAGCAUUUUUGCAAACAACCAACUUAGUUUUCACCAUUCUGUUUUUGCUGGAGAUGAUUGUAAAGCUUCUGGCUCUCUCAUGGAUGUACUUUGCAGACCAAGACAACAUCUUUGACUUUGCCAUCGUGAUCAUCAGUUUAUGGGAAAUAACUUCCAACGCCGACAGCAAGCUGUCAGCUUUGCGUGCAUUUCGUGUGCUGCGGUUUGGGAGGCUUGUUCAUUUCCUCCCUUACCUGAGGAGACAACUCCUGGUGUUGAGGAGAACCGUUGGAAAGUCCGCCCCGCUCUGCUGGCUAAUGCUGUUUUUCAUUUUCAUUUUUAGUAUACUGGGAAUGCACCUGUUCGGUUAUAAAUGUAGCUUUGAGACAGAAUUUGGACAUGUCACUGUUGACCGAAAAAACUUUGACAGCCUACUCUGGUCCAUGCUCACUGUGUUCCAGAUUCUGACUCAGGAGGACUGGCAUCUGUUGCUGUAUAAUGCCAUGGCCUUCACCUCUCCAUGGGCUGUUACCUACUUUGUUGCCAUCAUUGUGUUGGGAAAACAUGUUCUCCUCAAUGUACUUGUAGGCAUAGUGGUUGAGAACUACCAGGCUAUGCCUUCUGAAAAUUCUGAGCAAGAGUCCUCUGCUGCUGCCUCUGUGCCUGGCAGCUCACUUCCAACCAGCUUGGUCCCCAGAACAGACCCUUCAAGAACCACACAAGAUUCUCUCUGUCCACAUAACCCCAGCAGAUCAGAUGUGACCGAGUUAUCCAGUGGGGAACAGACUGCACCAACAGAUGCUAACGUAGACAAUCGAUCUUUAACCUUGAUCCAGAAAGUGCACCGCUGGUGUAAAGCGCAUGAAGACUGGUCACUGUAUGUGUUUUCUCCACAGAACAGGUGCCGUGUAUUUUGCCAGCGUGUGAACUCUCACAGUACGUUUGACAUCUUGGUUUUGUUCUUCAUUCUACUGAGCUGCAUCACCAUUGCUAUGGAGAGGCCAAGUAUAAAACCUGAGCACACGGAAAGACAGAUCUUGGAUGUGUCCUCUUAUAUAUUCACUGCUGUCUUCUCGGUGGAGAUGCUUGUGAAGGUCAUAGCUCUGGGUUUCCUGUUCGGGAAGGAGAGCUACUGCAGCUCUUCCUGGAACAUCAUGGAUGGCAUAUUAGUGAUUUUUUCUUUAGCAGACGUCUUUAUCGAAGUGGUCACGUCUGGCAAAAAUAACGUGCUGGGCAUCCUCAAAGUUUUCCGCCUGCUGCGCACACUUCGCCCACUGAGGGUGAUCAAGCGAACCCCGAAACUGAAGCUGGCAGUGGAAGCUCUGAUUGCCUCAGUUAAACCCAUGGGGAACAUUGUUCUCAUUUGCUCCGUCUUCUUCUUUUUUUUUGGCAUUUUUGGGGUGCAGUUGUUCAAAGGGACGUUCUACCACUGUGUGGGCCAGGACCUACGAAACAUCACCAACAGGAAUGAAUGUAUCACUGCCAGAUAUACCUGGGUACGGAAGGAGUACAACUUUGACAACCUCCUUCAGGCUCUGAUAUCCCUGUUUGUGAUGUACUCUAAGGACGGCUGGGUGAGCAUCAUGUAUAACGGGCUGGAUGCUGUAGGAGUAGAUCAACAGCCUGUGAAAAACUACAACAAGUGGGUGCUCCUUUACUUCAUCUCUUUCAUGAUCAUGAGCUUUUUCCUUCUGGACAUGUUUAUUGGUGUAAUGGUGGAGACCUUCCACCAGUGUCAGCAGAAGCAACGACAAGGAGACGAGGAGUUGGAAGGAGAAGAGUUACAAGAACAACACACGGGUAAGAGAGUGGAGAGGCUAGAGAUACCUUACUACACACACUACUCCCCCAUACGGCGGGAUAUACAUACUUUGUGCACCAGCAAGGCCCUGGAUCUCUUCAUAACAUUCGCUAUUAUCGCCAGUGUCUUGGUCAUGGCAGCUGAACACCAUAAUCAGCCCGAGUACGUCCAGAGGCUCACAGAGUACUCUCAGUAUGUGUUCACGCUCAUCCUGAUCAUUGAAGUCCUGCUGAAGCUGGUGGCGUUUGGUGUAAUCAGGUUCCUGAAAAACAGGUGGAAUCUGAUGGAUGUCAUUAUAGUUUUGACUUCAAUCGUCAGUAUUGUUUUUGGCGCGAUGAAAAUGUCACAAGCAUUUCCAAUCAAUCCCAACAUCCUGAGGGUCUUUAGAGUACUCAGACUAACGCAAGUGCUGAAGGCCAACACGAUAAGAGUUUUGCUGAAAACCGUUAUUAAGACAGUGUUACAGGUUGGAAACAUUUCUCUUCUCUUCAUGUUCUUCUUCUUCAUCUUUGCUGCACUGGGAGUGGAGCUCUUUGGCAAAAUAGAAUGCAGCCUAGAUUACCCUUGCAAGGGUUUAGAUCGGCACGCCAACUUCAGCCACUUCGGGAUGGCCCUGCUCACGCUGUACAAGGUGUGCACUGGAGACAACUGGAGCGGUAUUUUGAAAGACACACUGAGAGAUUGUCGUCCUGAUGACAGCGAGUGUUCUAGCUACCUGCAGUGGGUUGCUCCCAUCUACUUGUCCAGUUUUGUGAUCAUGGCCCAGUUUGUGCUGAUAAACCUGGUAGUGGCAGCAAUCAUGCAGGCUCUGGAAGACAGCAAGGAGAACAAACCUACUAACAACGGACUCCCGCUGGAGGAGGAAAACCUACCAGCCACAUGAUGAGACCUCGCUGUCUCCAGGUAAACUGACACAUGAAGCUCCAGCCAUAUAUGUCCUCACAACAACACAAAAGACAGAGAGGACCCUCUGGUGAAGCAGGAACAUGGACGUUUGUAAAAUUACUGUUUGAGCCUUAUGUUCCUUUCAUUUUUAUAGAAUAAUUCAGAAUUGGUUAAUUUAUGAUUGUUAUAUAUUGUGAGUAGUGAUGUAAAUUUUGUAAAUAAAAUAUGAUAUAUUUAGUGUUUUUGAUGGUAGCUUUUAUCUUAAGGGCGUGA